Messenger RNA from Oncorhynchus tshawytscha (Chinook salmon), 1462 nucleotides. Its product is annotated as probable ATP-dependent RNA helicase ddx42. The transcript is spliced from 4 exons. NCBI's taxonomy places the organism in Eukaryota, Metazoa, Chordata, Actinopteri, Salmoniformes, Salmonidae. The record is from RefSeq and is a predicted model, not a curated record. The coding region runs from base 1 to 729 and encodes 242 amino acids.
AUGUCGGCCCGGGAUAAAACCUGUCUGCAAACCCAGGAUAGUCAACCCAGGACAGCAGUUUCCUCUAGUAUCUGGCCCACGAGACACCUCACCUUUCUGCAAUAUGAAGUGCCUGGUUCUGGGACUCUGCACACUGGCCUUGCUGGCAUCCACCAUGGCACAGAAUUCUACAAUAGGACCAACAACAGACCAACAGAAUUCUACAAUAGGACCAACAACAGACCAACAGAAUUCUACAAUAGGACCAACAACAGACCAACAGAAUUCUACAAUAGGACCAGCAACCGUCCCAACUGCCACAACCACCACCUGGCCAUCCACACCAAAUUCUACAAUAGGACCAACAACCGACCAACAGAAUUCUACAAUAGGACCAACAACCGACCAACAGAAUUCUACAAUAGGACCAACAACCGACCAACAGAAUUCUACAAUAGGACCAACAACCGACCAACAGAAUUCUACAAUAGGACCAACAACCGACCAACAGAAUUCUACAAUAGGACCAACAACCGACCAACAGAAUUCUACAAUAGGACCAACAACCGACCAACAGAAUUCUACAAUAGGACCAACAAAUGCCACCACAACCGCCACAACCGCCACAUGGUCAACCACUCUCACCACAACAGCAGGGGACAGCCAUGUCUUCAGUUACUCCCUGACUCUACUGUUUGGUUUGACAGCCAGCCUGAUAAUACAUUCACUAUGGCAUUGAGCGCUACAUAGAGGACAAGAGUCACAUUGACUGCACCUUUCUGAGAGUGUUAAAGGGUAACUUUGGGAUUCUGGCAAUGAGGCCCGUUAUCUACUUUCCCAGAGUCAGAUGAACUCAUGUAUACCAGUUUUAAGUCUCUGCGUGCGGUUUGAAUAAAGUUUCUAACUUGCGCAACUGUUAACUUCCUUUUAGCUCAAUGACUGCUAACGCUAGUUGUUAACUAGCGCAAUUGCUAAUUAGCGUUAGCGAAAUGACUGGAACUUCCUGUUAUUGUGUUAACACUAGUUAGCAUUGGCAUUAGCAUUACCGCUAACUUCGUCAUACAGGACACAGAGACAUAAAAAUGGUAUCCACAAGUUCAUCUGAUUCUGGGAAAGACGAUAAAGGGCACCAUUGCCAAAUCCUAACGUAUCCCUUUAAAAACUGAAUAAGAGCGUAGGAGAAUAAUCUUUCUCUCAAUUUGUGUGUUUUACAAUGACCUGCUGGAGGUUUGUUUGUGCUCUGUGUAUUUCAAAAUGUAGAACUGAAACACUGGUUGAUAGGGUUGCAAUGCCCAAAAUCGGUGUAUAAUAAUGUUUUAUAGUCAAUCAAGCGGUGAGUUCCUUUGCUAUGUAAACAAGUGAAUUAUUCAUGUGAUUGCCUUCGGACAAAAAUAGGUCAUUAUACAAAUGGUAAAUGAUUUAAUUUCUCAUUGUACAAAUAUUGAAAAAUGUACCCAAAUAAAAUAUUUUUUUUGUAAUGCUA